AUGAAAAAUAUGCAAACUGAUCAAAUAUUUCCAAAAUCUUCAGAAAGCGAAGAUGACAGUGAAAAAACGGUUGCAUCUACAAACGAUUCCCCGAGCAACAGUAAAGCUGCGGCAAAGGUGCACUUUAACGAUAUAGAAAGUGCGAUGAUCAAUUCGGCGAUCGAGGAAACAAUUUUCAAGUUGAUCAUUGUCAACAUGGAGGACGACCAGUCGAGCACGCCAAUUGCGAUUAAACCGCCGAUGCACGUGCGGUUCGAUCCUUCGUACAAGAACAGAACGCUAAGUGAGACACAAACCGUGGAGGUGGCGAUGGGGAUGAUGAUAAUGGUUAAGUUAAAGAAUGACAUUUCAAGUCUGAGAAAAUUACUUGCCGAUACGCACGUGGAAAUGGCCGAACAGGGAACGUUCGAAACACUGCAAACCUUUAUGGACAUUGACAUACAAAGCGAAAGGGAAGAGCACCAGCUGAUAAGGGAUAGCAUUUUGAAUGAGAAAAGGCUCAGAGCACUGCAGGCUCGGCUCGAUGGGGAAAUGAAGCAACGCAAAUCGCUGCUGAAUCAGCUGGAUGAAGAGAUUUUUGAUCUAGAAACCAAAGUAAAGGAUACUCGUAUCGAGAAUGAUGUCAAAUCUAGACUUGUACACAACUGGGAAAGUACACGGCAUGAACAGGCACAAAUCGUAAUCGAGAGUAAGGAAAAUGAUCUUAUACGAUGCUCGAAGGAAACUACAAAUAGCAUCGAUCGCGAAUUAAGAUUAAAAAGUGAAAUAGAUGUCUAUAUCAAUUAUUGUAUCGAUUUGAUUAACGAAAAGAUCACAUUUUGGAUGGAUAAAUACCAGAAGGAGAUUAAAGCCUUCGACAACGACAUCAUGCGCCACAAGGAGCAGAUUGCCGAACUGAAAGUUAAGUACGAAGAAAUGGUGAUUCUUUACAAACAUCGUGAGAAGGAGAUUAAAAUUUGCGCCGAAUCGAAAAAGGAGCGGGAAAAGCAGAUGGCCUUCGCCGAUAAGCAAAUGCGUUCGGCAAUCAAAAUUCAAGCUUGGUGGCGGGGCACCAUGGUCCGGAAGGGGUUAGGGCCUUUCAAGAAAAAGAAGAAAUCCAAAACGCCCAAGGCUUCCAAGAAGGCCGGUGGCAAAAAGGGCAAAUAA
Sabethes cyaneus is the source of this 1146-nucleotide messenger RNA. Its product is annotated as dynein regulatory complex protein 9. Gene Ontology annotation, cellular component: cytoplasm; motile cilium. The transcript has 5 exons. Gene Ontology annotation, molecular function: protein binding. Gene Ontology annotation, biological process: cilium organization. The coding region runs from base 1 to 1146 and encodes 381 amino acids. Lineage: Eukaryota; Metazoa; Arthropoda; Insecta; Diptera; Culicidae. The record is from RefSeq and is a predicted model, not a curated record.